AUGGCUAGCCAAGAACUCAAGCAGAGCGACAGUGCGUACACCGCGGAGCCUAAACGCGACGAGGCUCAGUCACUGGUGUCGACAAACCGCGUCCGCGGUGCUCACAUGGAGAUGCUGGCUAUUGAGUUUGGACACCUGCCGGCUUCGAAGGCCUCCCCGAUGCCUUUUGAGUGUUACAACUUGUAUCGUCGCGAAUUCGUAGCAAACCCACUCAGUACCGUAACACUUGUUGCUAAGCUGGGUGAGGAGAGCGCUGCUUGUACUCUACCAAGGGAGUCCGCCGGAGUCUUGUCAAGGAAGUUCAGAACACAGGUCGAAGAUCCACAGAACACCGACUCCGUUGUCACUAUGGAUGGCUACGAGUACAUCGUGGUUGAGAUGAUAGUACAAUACAUCCUCGACGCCGACUACCAUCUAGACGACACCCAAGAGCUAGCAAACCACAAGUUGACGCACCUCAAGAAAGCUCAGCCCGGUACCGAAGAUGACAGUAUCACCGUACGGGUAGACGAGACAUCAACAGAACUUCACCUCAAGGUCUAUCUUUGCGCGAAGAGGAUGGAGAUAUCGCAGCUUCAAGCCCCGGCUGCUAGAAAGUUUUGGACCGCUCUCCUCAAGGACCGUCCUACCGCCGAGGGGUUGGUGAACAUGGUGGAGAAGCAUAAGCUGUACGACCCGUCGGAGAACACCAAAGAAGAGAUCCUACAAGCGAUCGCGACUUAUGGAGCAAUGCGUCGUUCUGUGUGGCUGCAAGAAGACGAUACCAAGUACCUUGACCUUCUCGCGACACCACGAUAUGCGGUAUACGAGGCAAGGGCCGAGCGAGACUUGGAAGGAUACAAGCUCGAACAUGAUAUCCCAGAGCGCAUGAUCGCCCCCGACCCCACAAGCCGACACCAAGCGAGCAAGAAGCGACUGUUGACUGAUUCUACUCCUGACACGCGCUCGCCCAAGUCGCGUACCGUCGGUUCGGGACCAGUUCAGCGUGGACAUAUCAGCAGUCCUCUUCUCCAGCGUCCUGGCUCGAGCAAUACCUACCAACCAUAUGUGGAGGACCACAGCGAUUCGCCUACCCCCCGUCGUCGUGACCAUGGAAGCUCGGCCACUCGUACCAACAAAGCCCUGCCGCCUACACCCACACCAUCUGAGCUGGACAGGUCUUGGCAGUCCAUGGGCGGAUCCAAGGCGUCUCAAGGUGAGAAGGCAGCCUCGACCCCCAUGAAGCCGGCAUCAGGUCUCCUACGUACCCCUCGUCCAGGCUCGAGCCUACGACGGAGCCAGACAGUCCGCGGUGAGACCGAUGGCUCUGAAGAUGUCGAUGGACCGAGUCUCUACGAUGACUUCAAUCCCCCGUUCGCCUCUCAUAGUCCACAAGGUCCUAGUCCCGUUGCUCCGCGAACUGCGCGCAACCAAGGAGGUGAUCAGCCGACUACGGACCAGACCAAAGUCCACCGUCAAGAUGCUAGUGAGAACGUUAUUGGCGAGGAUGAUGAUGACACUACCAUCACGGGCUUCACUGCUACUCGUCAGCAACUCGAUCCGUCGUCGUCGAACAACAUCCCCGUGGGUGACAACGUCGACGACUCUACCUUCAUCCCCCUCAUCAGUUCAUCUGACGACGGCAAGGGCGACCCCAUGGAGCUAGAGGUCCCACGUAUCGAGUUCAGCUUCGACGAGGGCAACACCAUCAACCAGGUUCCCCAGGUUCCCGUCCUCGCACCCACUGUCGCUACCCGUAGCACAUCAGAUGAGACUGGUGGUCAGAAGAAGAAGGAAGAUACCAGCAUGACUGACGUGUCUGGGGAUGGAGACGAUGGCGUCAAGGCCGAGGAUCGCAUGGAGGCAUAG
This is a messenger RNA of Alternaria hordeiaustralica, 1848 nucleotides long. RefSeq lists its product as uncharacterized. The record is from RefSeq and is a predicted model, not a curated record. The transcript has 3 exons. Bases 1 to 1848 code for a protein of 615 amino acids. NCBI's taxonomy places the organism in Eukaryota, Fungi, Ascomycota, Dothideomycetes, Pleosporales, Pleosporaceae.